AUGCCGUUCAGCGACGUGUCGGCCGGCCAGCAGUACCCGAUGAUCACCACCGGGAUGAACGGCGUCAUCACGCUCAUCCUCGCCCCCAAGUGCUACCUGGAGAUGAGCGUCGACAAGUGCCUGCACAUCGUCGCCCCCGACAAGUUUGCGGUCACGCUGAACACGAAGGGCACGUCGAACGUCGUCCAGCAUCCGCGCGCCAAGAUCGUCCACUGCGACCAGAACAUCUGUGCCAGAUUCACGGCUGAAAACGACAAGAUGGCCGUGUUCGACACGUACGGCGUGCUCUUCACGAUGGCCCAUCUGGCUCAAGGGUACCUCAUCAGCUCGUCGCAGAAUGUGCAGCAAUACAGGGCUCCGAUAAUUGUGCCGAUCGACGUCAAGCAGUUUGCCACGAUGAACGGGGAUCGCGACUGGGCCACCUGGUCGUUCUACACCGAGAGCCAGACUGGACCCACGCAAGUGGAGCUGUGUCGCGAAAUCGUCAACCAGGCCGUCAUCGAGAGCCGCUCGGCCGACGGGAGCUACGCCGUCCGCGUGCACGACAUUCGCAUCGACUGCUUCCCGGACGGCGAGAUCACUAUCAACGCCCGUCCUCGUCAAGUGUGCUGCAACUGGCAGACCGGGCUGGUGGCGCUGCGCACCCCGUCGAUCGACAUCGCCAUCGAGGAGGACGAGAAGGCGUACGUGAAGAAGGGGCUGAAGCGCGUGCACGUCUCGUGCAGCGGAAUGGUCGUCUCCGACGGCAACAUUGUGGCCAGCACCGAUCAGCGCGGCCGCAUCAUCUCGGCU
Mesorhabditis spiculigera is the source of this 792-nucleotide messenger RNA. NCBI's taxonomy places the organism in Eukaryota, Metazoa, Nematoda, Chromadorea, Rhabditida, Rhabditidae. The record is from the annotation of a GenBank genome assembly.